Messenger RNA from Colletotrichum higginsianum IMI 349063, 828 nucleotides. RefSeq lists its product as uncharacterized. The record is from RefSeq and is a predicted model, not a curated record. The transcript is spliced from 3 exons. Lineage: Eukaryota; Fungi; Ascomycota; Sordariomycetes; Glomerellales; Glomerellaceae. The coding region runs from base 1 to 828 and encodes 275 amino acids.
AUGCAUCGCAUCGCAUCGCGCUUCACUUUACGCACAGUUUCGCUCACAUUUGAACCCUGGAAUUUUCCGCCCCGCUUCCUUGCAGCGCUUCCUUGCAGCCUAGGUGGUGUCGUCAUGGCACAAAAGGAUAUUUACAGCGCCGUCGCAUCUCUGAAUUCUAGCACGCCGGGACGCCAGAAGGCUUCGGGAAGCGCGAAGAAGACUCUCAUUGCGCUCCACCUCGGGCCUGGCCUGGGCCUCGGCCCCCUCCGAAUGUCGCCCAAUGUUGGCCUGAGCCCUGCUUCACUGCCACGACUUCCCGCCAGCUGCCAACUUAUUCCUGACGCUGCACCAUUGGAAAGCUCGGUGUCCCAGUUCUACUCCCAGAAAGUGUUUUCUUACUUCGCUGCAUUAAGGCGUCCAAGUUCCAAAGUCUGCGUGCCAUCCAGCGGAGACCAAUCGACUGUGGCCAGCCGCAAAGCUGACUUGUCUUGCUGCACAGAGCCGGCACUUGACCAUGACCUGCAGUCCGCCGUGGCUCAUCUGCCCCGCCAAGGACUGCUGCCCACUGCUCGUCGAGAUCCCAGAGAUCCCGAGGCCUCCCAUGGCCUAGAGCCUUGGAGCCGCGUGGACGCCGACCCGUUUUGUCGUGGCUUUGUCGUUGCUGCUUCUAAUGCAUCCAUUGGCUCCGAGAGCUUUCCGGAGACAGAGAGCACAGGCAUGCAUGCACCGCCGCUGGGCUUGCCUACCUCUCGGUGUCAGAUUCGGACCUCGCCAAGAGGCAGCCACGCAGACCAAGUAAUCCAGGAAACGCAUCACAACCUUCUAGAGAUACCUUCACACGAAUGA